AUGGAUCCUCUUUAUGAUGAUCCCAAACCCACCCUUCAAACCCCAAAGAAGAAGAAUGCUCCUGUCAAUGUUUUUCAGGUUGCACUCUUGAGGAUGCGAGGACGUUCCGGAAAAUCAAGGGUGCUUCCUGUAGAUGAUGGGUCCAAGAGCAUUUGGAGAAAAAUGGUGGGGUCCAUGAGACCAUUGCACCUACAGAGCAGUCAAUCCCCACGGUCAUUUUCUGAAACCGAUAGCCAGCCUCCUACGCCUUCGCUUACCGCAACAUCGGAUUAUCUAGCGGAGGAUGAGUCUUAUUCGCCUUCUCCACCCAGCACACGUUACGCUUCAGCCGAGGGGCUGAACGAACUCAUGCAGAGUGAUGAGGAAAACGAGAAGCAUGGAGAGAUUUUGGAGGAGUGCAAAGAACACGAUAAUGGGGAUGAUAUGAUUGAUGCCAAAGCUGACGAGUUCAUUGCUCAGUUCUACCAACAAAUGAGGUUGCAACGUUUGAGUUUCACCGAUCGUGUUUACAAAGAGCGAAGUGAGAGGUCAUUGGGUUAA
This is a messenger RNA of Gastrolobium bilobum, 540 nucleotides long. RefSeq lists its product as uncharacterized. The transcript has a single exon. Bases 1 to 540 code for a protein of 179 amino acids. NCBI's taxonomy places the organism in Eukaryota, Viridiplantae, Streptophyta, Magnoliopsida, Fabales, Fabaceae. The record is from RefSeq and is a predicted model, not a curated record.